UUUACAGCCAAAGAACUUGUGCACAAAGUGUCUUCACGUUAGAGAGCUGAGCGUAAGCGCUGAGACCGGAACAACUUUGUUAACGGCAUGUACUUUUAGAAAGCAAAUGACCGGGUCGAGUGUGAGGAGUUUAGUUGCCGUUAAGGAGGCUCGGGCUGUGGUUCAGGGAUGAGACGCCUGCUGCUAAGCUUUGCCGUCAAAUCCCCCAGAAACACACUGAGCCUGUGUCCCCUGAGAGUAAGAAGUCAUGGGCUGAAGCUGUGCACCUCGUCCUUUCAGGGGGACAGCAACGGGACGGAAAGCAAGAAAGCCUUGCUGUCAGACCACAAGCUGUUCGAGAGCAAGUUUGAUGAUCUGGUGAGGGAGCUGACGGAGAAGGACUUCAGAGACCCGGUGCUGGCUGAUGCCCUGGGCCGGCUGAGAGAGAAUAUGCUCUACAACGUACCUGGUGGCAAGAAGAACCGAGGUCUGUCUGUGAUUGGCUCCCUGCGGGAGUUUCUGCCCCCCUCGCAGCUCAGCCAGGACCUGGUGCAGCGGGCUCUGCUGGUGGGCUGGUGCAUCGAGCUGCUUCAAGCAUUUUUCCUCGUGGCAGAUGACAUUAUGGAUAGCUCAGUGACUCGGAGAGGACAGCCAUGCUGGUACAAGAAGGACGGAAUAAGCUUGGAUGCCAUCAACGAUUCAUGUCUUCUGGAAUCCACAAUCUACAGACUACUGCGAAGACACUGCAGAGAUCAACUCUACUAUGUCCACUUACUGGAGCUUUUCCAUGAGACCACUUUCCAGACAGAGCUUGGCCAGACUCUGGACCUCGUGACCGCUCCACCUGGUCAGAUCGACCUCAGCAGAUUCAGCAUGGAAAGAUAUAAAGCUAUUGUAAAAUACAAGACGGCAUUUUACUCGUUCUACCUACCGGUGGCAUCUGCAAUGUACAUGGCAGGAAUCAAUAGUGAAGAGGAGCACAAUAACGCCAAACUCAUCUUACUUGAGAUGGGGGAGUUCUUCCAAAUACAGGAUGAUUACUUGGACUGUUACGGUGACCCUGCUGUGACUGGAAAGAUUGGUACAGACAUCCAAGAUAACAAAUGCAGCUGGCUGGUGGUGAAAGCUCUGGAAGUCAUGACUCCAGAACAGAGAUCAGAGCUGGAGGCUUGUUACGGGCGCAAGGAUGAAUCCAGUGUGGAAAAGGUCAAAGCCCUGUACAAAACCCUGCAAAUGCCAACUCUCUACCAGAAAUAUGAGGAAGAGAGCUACCAGCGGCUGCAGAAACUCAUCGCUCAUCACGCUCAGAACCUUCCUACCUCAGUUUUCCUCAAUUUUGCCAACAAAAUCUACAAGAGGGACAAGUGAGGGGUCAUGGUGUGCAUGAGAAAGGCUACAUCAAGUGUCAGACACUGCUUUAGCAAAGUUUUAAAACUUGUCAGGUUCACCUGACGGUCGAAUCAAAGCUAUACAAAAAAAAAAAUUAAGGAUGGAUUACAACUUAAAUAUGAACCAUUUAUGUCACCAAGCAGCUUGUUUCUUUUAUUUUCUUUGUGGUAUUUAUUGAACAAUCUGCAUAUUGUAUGCUGUCUGUGCUGAUUCAACCUCAGUCUUUGCCCGAAUCGACACAAAAAAUUAAAGAAAUCUUUUCAGAUUAUUUCUUAAUACCGGUACUAAAUCUUUUUAUACCUGUACUGUAAAUGCUGUAGUUGCCUGAAUGGCUGAAUGUUAUUAAUUUCAAUAAAGAUUUUUUGGUCAGUA
Messenger RNA from Cololabis saira (Pacific saury), 1740 nucleotides. RefSeq names its product farnesyl diphosphate synthase (farnesyl pyrophosphate synthetase, dimethylallyltranstransferase, geranyltranstransferase) (gene fdps). Bases 169 to 1347 code for a protein of 392 amino acids. NCBI's taxonomy places the organism in Eukaryota, Metazoa, Chordata, Actinopteri, Beloniformes, Belonidae. The transcript is spliced from 9 exons. Gene Ontology annotation, cellular component: cytoplasm. The record is from RefSeq and is a predicted model, not a curated record. Gene Ontology annotation, molecular function: (2E,6E)-farnesyl diphosphate synthase activity; dimethylallyltranstransferase activity. Gene Ontology annotation, biological process: trans, trans-farnesyl diphosphate biosynthetic process.